UUGUCGAUGAUUCGGGAUGACUUUAGAGGUGGAAAGAUUAACCUAGAAAAAACUCAGAAAUUACUUGAAAAAUUAAAUAUUCGGUGCAAUUAUAUUCAUGUGAAAAGUAUUUUUAAGGAUAAUGACAGGCUGAAGCAAGGAAAAAUCACCAUAGAAGAAUUUAGAUCAAUUUAUCGAAUUAUUGCACACAGAGAAGAAGUUACUGAGAUCUUCAACACAUAUUCUGAAAAUCGGAAGAUUCUUUUGGAAAAAAAUCUGGUCCAAUUUUUGACGCAAGAGCAGUAUUCAGUUGAGAUGACUAAAACUAUUGCCUCUGAGAUCAUUGAAAAAUAUGAGCCUAUUGAAGAAGUUAAGCAAGCACACCAGAUGUCAUUAGAAGGUUUUACGAGAUACAUGGAUUCAUCUGAAUGUCUCUUAUUUGAUAACAAGUGUGAAAGAACUUAUCAAAAUAUGAAUCAUCCAUUAAAUGAUUAUUUUAUCUCAAGUUCACAUAAUACGUACUUGAUAUCUGACCAAUUAGUAGGACCAAGUGACAUUUGGGGAUAUGUAAGUGCCCUUGUGAAAGGAUGCCGUUGUCUGGAAAUUGACUGCUGGGACGGAUCGCAAAAUGAACCUGUUGUAUACCAUGGUUAUACACUCACCAGCAAGCUUCUGUUCAAAACUGUUAUCCAAGCAAUACGCAAAUAUGCGUUCAUUACCUCUGACUACCCGGUGGUGCUCUCUUUAGAAAAUCACUGCUCUCCUUCCCAGCAAGAAGUGAUAGCACACAAUUUGCAGUCUAUUCUUGGAGAGACCUUGCUUUCUGAUGUGCUCGAUGAGUUUCUCGACAAACUACCUUCACCAGAGGCAUUAAAAUUCAAAAUAUUAGUUAGAAAUAAGAAAAUAGGGACCCUAAGGGAAACCCGUGAAAGAAAAGGUACUGAUAAGCACGGUCAGAUAGAGGAAUAUGAAGAAGUUGAAGAGACAGAUCAAGAAGAUGAAGAUGAUGAUGAAGUCAAAGAAUCAGAAACGGAGGAUAUUUUAAAAGACAAUCAAGAAAAGGAAAUGGAGUCAAAAAGGGUAGCUGGCUUACCACUUUUCAAGAAAAAGAGGGUAAAAGUGGCUGUGGCCCUAUCUGAUCUUGUCAUUUAUACGAAAGCCGAGAAAUUCAGAAGCUUUCAGCAUUCAAGACUGCAUCAACAGUUUAAUGAAAGUAAUUCUAUCGGGGAGUCAAAAGCAAGAAAACUUUCAAAGUUGCAAGCUCAAGAGUUUAUUCUUCACACCAGGAAGUUCAUUACCAGAAUAUAUCCCAAAGCAACAAGAACAGACUCUUCUAAUUUUAAUCCUCAAGAAUUUUGGAAUAUAGGUUGCCAAAUGGUGGCCUUAAAUUUCCAGACCCCUGGUCUGCCUAUGGACCUUCAAACUGGGAAAUUUUUGGAUAAUGGUGGUUCUGGAUAUGUUUUGAAACCAGACUUCCUAAGAGAUAAUAAAUCAAAGUUUAACCCAAAUAAAGCACCAAUAGACAGUAACCCAAUUACACUCACGAUAAGGCUCAUCAGUGGUAUCCAAUUGCCUCCCAGUCAUCAUUCAUCAUCUAACAAAGCUGACGUAAUAGUGAUUAUAGAACUUUUUGGUGUUCCAAAUGAUCAGGCAAAACAUCAGACUCGUGUGAUUAAAAAAAACGCUUUUAGUCCAAGAUGGAAUGAAACAUUCACAUUUAUUAUUCAGGUGCCAGAAUUGGCGUUGAUACGUUUUGUUGUUGAAAAUCAAAGUUUAAUAGCUGGAAAUGAAUUUCUUGGGCAAUAUACUUUACCAGUUCUAUGCAUGAACAAAGGUUAUCGUCGUGUUCCUCUGUUUUCGAAAAUGGGUGAGAGCCUCGAGCCCGCUUCACUGUUUCUUUACGUUUGGUACGUCAGAUAG
Messenger RNA from Equus quagga, 1899 nucleotides. RefSeq names its product phospholipase C zeta 1 (gene PLCZ1). Bases 7 to 1899 code for a protein of 630 amino acids. Gene Ontology annotation, cellular component: nucleus. The transcript is spliced from 12 exons. NCBI's taxonomy places the organism in Eukaryota, Metazoa, Chordata, Mammalia, Perissodactyla, Equidae. The record is from RefSeq and is a predicted model, not a curated record. Gene Ontology annotation, biological process: positive regulation of cytosolic calcium ion concentration involved in egg activation; lipid metabolic process; intracellular signal transduction. Gene Ontology annotation, molecular function: phosphatidylinositol-4,5-bisphosphate phospholipase C activity; calcium ion binding.